CGUCGAUUGCUGAUAAAAGGGAGAAUAUUCAAAAGUGAAUAUACAGAUUUUCCAAAUCUGUUCAGUAUACUCGUCAUAAAAGACUAGCCGGAGAUCUUCAGAUUGGAAAGCCUAAUCCAAGCAAGUAAUCAUGGUAGACAUCCAGAAGCAAGUUUUGCAUCAGCAUGCUUCAUCUAAUACAGUGUAUCACUGUCUGUAUGGAUAUUACUUUCUUGGAUUUAGUAAAAAUACACUUGCGAAAAUAUAUGCGAAACAUCGAACAACCGUCUCAAACUGGAUAAAAAUUUACGAAGAGAACAAAAUUUUCAAGCGCAAAGAUAGGGAACAGGUAUAUCUCAAGUUCAACUCCGACCAGAGAAGGUGGCUAGUCGAUCUUUACAAGGACUGUCCCAUUCUUUACCUUGACGAGACCAAGUCACAAUUUGAGCGAAGAUUUCACAAAACAAUAAGCACAGCUUCUAUAUGCCGAAUCCUUCAUGAAGAAGGACUCUCCUGGAAAGUAUUAGAACGCCGGGCAAUUCAAAUACGAAUGCUGGACAUCUACAGGUUUGCCUCGGAUAUGUCUCUUGUCACCUGGGAUAUUCAUUCACUGGUAUUUCUCGACGAAGCAUCAUGCGAUAACCGAAGCAUGCUCAGAAAUAAAGGGUAUGCUCCAGUUGGUCAAAAAAUCAUAUACAGAGGAGAAUUUGUACGUCGGCCUCGCUGUUCCCUGCUCAGUUUCAUAGGGUACAACGGAGUACUCGAUACCUAUUCCACCGAAGGCACGUUUACCAGAGAAAAAUUUUUCAACUGCGUUCGUUCUUUCGCUACUUCCCGUCUAGUACAGCGAAACCCUGGAGCAUACUCUGUAAGGAUUCUCGAUGGAGCGAGAAUCCAUUGUCAUAAAUCGAUAAUCGAAUACUUGCGAUCAUUGGGUAUUGUAGUAGUUUUUCUUCCUGCUUAUGCCCCAUUUUUCAACCCAAUUGAAUUUCUCUUUGGGUAUCUCAAAAAGUACUUGAAACGGGUCUACGUAGAAAAUAGUUCCAAAAAUCUCACAGUUGUCAUCGCUGAGGCUUUCCGACGCUUCAAAAACUACGAUUUCACAAGAGUGUUCGCAAAAUGUGGUUAUCUUUCUGGGGGGCAAUUCGAUCCCAGUCGAGGUUUGGGACUAGAUAUUAAGAAGUUCGGAUUUGAAACUUGA
Messenger RNA from Wyeomyia smithii (pitcher-plant mosquito), 1180 nucleotides. RefSeq lists its product as uncharacterized. The record is from RefSeq and is a predicted model, not a curated record. NCBI's taxonomy places the organism in Eukaryota, Metazoa, Arthropoda, Insecta, Diptera, Culicidae. The transcript has 2 exons. Bases 131 to 1180 code for a protein of 349 amino acids. Gene Ontology annotation, molecular function: nucleic acid binding.